This is a messenger RNA of Entelurus aequoreus (snake pipefish), 2874 nucleotides long. RefSeq names its product GC-rich sequence DNA-binding factor 2 (gene gcfc2). The transcript has 18 exons. Gene Ontology annotation, cellular component: nucleus. Bases 111 to 2732 code for a protein of 873 amino acids. Gene Ontology annotation, biological process: mRNA splicing, via spliceosome. Lineage: Eukaryota; Metazoa; Chordata; Actinopteri; Syngnathiformes; Syngnathidae. Gene Ontology annotation, molecular function: DNA binding. The record is from RefSeq and is a predicted model, not a curated record.
UGCACUAAACACGUUCACGUCCUCUUUUUACGACACUUUACGACACGGUGUACAUCGAUUGCCUCUGCUCUCAAAAACCCUUCACGCUCAACUAUCAGUGAGUAAAAAACAUGUUUAACAAAAAACCCAAAAGAAAUUUUCGACAGAGAAAAGGAGACUCUAGUGAAGAGGAGGAAACGACGGUCGCCAGCGCGGGUGUAGACGGCUCGGAGAAGGCAACAGUUGUAUCAAAUAAGCCGCAUAAAGGUGCCCAAUUCCGUGGAAUCUCUUGCAGUUCAAAGCGGGAAGCGAGCAGUACGUCAAAGGUGGAUGAUGGUGACGGGGAAGAUGUGCACACAUCUGAACUGACAUCAGAGAAAGAUGAACAGGGGAAAGACAAAGAAGGCAUAAAGAAGAAAACAAGCACCGUGCUCAGUUUCUCCGACGACAAAGAAUCCCUAGAACCUGAGUUCAGAUUAAAGAAGUCCUGUGAUAAAGCUGUGCUGUUCCAAGUGAGAAAAAGGGAAGCCCCACCUGCCAGGACCAUCCACAACACUGAACCAGAAGAAUCUGCUUCUCAGAGGCAAGAAUAUGGCAGCCAAGCAUCAACGCAGAGUUCUCACCAGAGUGACACUAGUAAUGAUUGCUCUGAGGAGAUCGAAAAUGAAGAUGAUGAUGACGACGGGGCUGCCAGUUCCUCCUCAUCUAGUUCAAAAUACACCUUAACUGCUGAUAAACCAGUUGUCAUCCCCAACGCCAGGCAAAUCGAAGCAGCCAAGAGGCAGCGGCGCACCAAUCGAGCCCAGAAAGAGUUCAUCUCCCUUUGCAAAGAUGGGCGGAGCUCCGGUGGUAGCACACCAGAGCACUACCAUAAGGAGGAGGCUGAAGAGGACGAUGACGAAAGGGUUACUCAUGAUGAUGAUGAUGAUGAGGCAGAUGAUCAUGAGAAAAGAAUUGAGUUUGCCCCACGAUUAAAAAGUGUCAAGGAGAGGAUUGCAGAGAAACUUGACGUUUGUAUAUCAGGUGGAAGUAAUGGCAGUCUGUCAGGGACUGACGAAGAGGAGCAGGAGCUUUGGGAGGAAACACAAAUUGGCAAGGGAGUUAAGACACGGCCAGGAGGACUGAGCCCAUCUGGCAGUGAGUCCAGCAGCAGUAGCUUCCAGUGCGGUGCACGAAAAAGACAAAAGAAGUUAUCAAUGGGCAUCAAGAAGUUUCCAGAGACACUUUCCUCCAUUACUGUUUCAAUGGUUAAGAGGAGGAUCACUGGAAAACUGGACUCCCUAAAGGAGGUACACAGAGCGCGACAAGCUGAUCUGACUAAGAUGGAGGGAGACGUUGACAGUGCUAAAAACUCUCUGGAGAGCUUAGAGGAAAGCUCUUCCGAAAAACAGUUGAAGUUUUACAGAGACAUGACCCUCUUCACUCACAAUUUGGUAGAGUGUCUGCGAGAGAAGGUGAUUGAAAUCAACUCUGUGGAACUGGAGUUGCACACUCUACUUUCUAGCCAGAUGGAGGCGCUGUGUGCUCAGAGACGACAGAAGAUACAGGAGCAGGCACACUUCUUGCAGCAGCUCAGCAAAAAUGGCGAUGAGCUGGGAGACACCACCAAUGGAGCUGAAACUCAGGGUGUGUCAGGUAGUGGUGGUAAAGCUGAGGAAGAUUGUGAUAUACCUGAAGACACACAGCCUUUGACGGAGGAGGAAGAGCAUCUAGAAAAGCAGACAGCUGACAUCCUGCAGAGGUCCCAGGCGGUGUUCUCUGACGUUCAUGACGACUUUCACGACGUUAAAAGGAUCUUGUCUUGGUUUGAAGAAUGGCGAGGCUUCUAUUCAGAGUCUUACCACAGUGCUUACAUCUCUCUGUGUUUACCCAAGCUGCUAAACCCCAUCAUAAGACAUCAGCUGCUUGUUUGGAACCCCCUAAAGGAUCCUAGCACUGACUUUGAGAACCUCCCAUGGUUCACAGCAGUGGAGACGUUUUGUCAUGGCCAUGGCCACGAGGAGUUAGAACACUCAGACAGAGAAAUGCUGUGUAAUGUCAUAGAAAGGACUAUCCUCCCCAAAAUAACAACCUUUAUAGAGCUGAUAUGGGACCCCAUGUCUCUUCGUCAGUCAGCAUGUCUAACUGAGCUUUGUCACCGACUGAGGGAGGACUAUUCUGUCUUCGAAGGAGAAAAGAGUAAACCAGUUAAGACACUCACAGAGGCUGUGAUUGGGCGUCUGCGGAGCUGUGUAGAUGAGGACGUGUUCAUUCCGUUUUACCCCAAAAAGCUCCUAGAUGACCAUUUAUCUCCACAGAGACGCUUCAGAAACCAACAGUUCUGGAUGGCCAUUAAGCUGCUAGGAAACACGGGGAAAUGGGAUAUGCUGUUGCCCGAGUCUACACUGAAGGAGCUCAUGUUGGACAAAUUGCUGUGUCGAUACUUAACGAUCACCCUGUGCAGUCAGACGCCGUCUGAUAACAAUCUUCAGGCUUGCAAAAGGAUCGCUGACAGCCUGCCGCUCAGUUGGUUCAGAGGAGAGAAUCAAUGUUUGCCUCAGCUGCAGUCUUUCCGAAACCACCUCGUUCAGAAGGCUCACAACAUUUGCAAACAACAGCCUGCUGAUGAUCCAAAUGCAAGGCUCGAUGUGGUCGAAGUGCUGAAAAUUUUAAGUGCUAUCCGAUGCCACGACUCGAUCAUGGCCAUAACAAAAAAAUACCACUAUGAGGAUGUCAUCUAUUCUCAUCAGCUGCUUAAUCAUGAGACUGAAUAGACAACCAGCAGGUCACAAGUUGGAUUAAAUAAAUGUUAGAGCACUCUUUUACCAUUUAAAAAAAAAAAACAAAGUUGGCAAAUAUGAGUGGGAGUACUCAAUGGUGAUGUGGGUGUCUUAAGCAUUUUGUGUCUGUAUUGGA